AUGGCAGCAAUUGGUGAAGAGGAGAUGGAAUUAAGUCAGCGUUUAUUGGAUGAUCAAAAGAAAAAUCAAAUUGAAAAAUAUUUCAGUUUGGUAAAUAGUGUCAAAACAAUAAGUCGAAUGGGUGCUUAUGGCAUGGUAGAUUUACACUUUGUUAGUUGUUAUGGACAAAAAGAAAUUAUUCAAUUCGUAUUCACAAAUAGUGCAUUCAUGUCACUAGAAGGUGUUUCAUCUGAAUUAGUACCAUAUGAUGAAUCGAACAAAGAUGCAAUUAAAACUUUAGUCUUAAAAACUUGCAAUUUGCAUGCUUUUGAAGAAGAUAUGCCAGAUAACGAUUAUAUUGAUUGGUCAUUAAAUGGUGAGAACUUAGUAAAAAAAGCUAAAGAAUUUCGUAAACAAAUUGAUUUAUAUAAAACGUAUGAUAAUCAACAUCAUUUAAUAACAAAAAUAUUAAUUGAAAUAAUUGAAUAUUAUUUAAACGAUUAUUUAUUUGAAAAAGAACAUUUUUCUUUAGAUCACAUACGAGAGAUCCAGAGUUGUUUUGAAAAAGCCAUCGAAGAACAAAAUUAUUUAAUAUAUUUUAUUAAAGCAUAUACAUUAACAAAUAAUUUUCAUGGUGUUUUAAACAAACAUCUUGCAUUAUAUAUAUUACAUUAUUUUGAUACACCGUCCUCUUCUUCUUUGCGAACAAAAUAUCGUUUAAUCAAUUGUUUAGUAUAUAUUGUUACUUUAGUAAUUAAUCAUCCAGAUAUACAUAAGUAUAAAUAUAAUGGUAUCACAUAUCGUGGCGUAUUAAUGAACAGAAAUGAUUUAAAAUACUAUACCAUUGGUAAUUAUAUAUUAAAUCGAUCAUUUGUAUCAACAUCAAAAAAACGUUCGGUUGCUCAGGCGUUUGCCGGUGAUGAAAGUUUGGUAGGAAUAUCAGACCAACAUCAGUCAACAGAAGUACCUGUUUUAAUGAAAUACACUAUUACACAAAAUCAUUCAGCUAUUGAUAUUGCAGCCAUAUCAACAAUACAAGAUGAAGAGGAAAUUUUAAUAUUACCAUUUUCAGUAUUUAAAGUUAUAGAUAAAAUUGAAAGUUACUCAAAUAUGUCUUUGCCAGUGUUAGUUGAAAUUGAUUUAGAAGAAUGUGAAGAUAAUGAAGAAAUAAACAAUCAAAAACAGAAAAGUGAGUAG
Adineta steineri is the source of this 1176-nucleotide messenger RNA. The record is from the annotation of a GenBank genome assembly. Lineage: Eukaryota; Metazoa; Rotifera; Eurotatoria; Adinetida; Adinetidae.